AUGGUCUUUAAAAGAAAGAGCCAUCAUCACCUACAGAGAUGCUCCAAUGAUCUGUCUCUGGCUGAUGUUUUGCUCAGUACCAGUAUUACUCCAAAUUUCUUGUGGUUAUUACUGAAUGGAGGGGGCACAAUAUCUGCUACUGGUUGUAUCACACAGUUUUUCUUCUAUGGUGUUUAAGUAGUUUCGGAAUUUUUCCUCCUCACAGCCAUGGCCUAUGACCGAUAUCUGGCCAUCUGCUCCCCACUUCAUUAUGCCUCCAUUAUGGGUUUCAGGCUUUGCCUCUAUAUGAGUCUGAGUUCUUGGGGCUUAGCCCUUAUAAUAAGUUUGGUUAUGAAUCUUCUGACAUUUAAUUUGCAGUUCUGUGGCCCAUUUGUUAUAGAUCAUUAUUUCUGUGACUUUACCCCUCUUCUUAAACUUUCCUGCACAGAUUAUAAAGCCGUGGAAUUAACAGAUAUUAUUGUGGGCAUACCUUUUACUCUGCUCCCUUUAUGCUUUAUAAUUUACACUUAUGUUUCCAUUGGCCUUGCCAUUCUCAGGAUCUCCUCUACUGAAGGAAGACACAAAGCCUUCUCCACUUGCAGCUCCCAUUUAAUAGUUGUGUGCAUGUACUAUGGGACUCUGAUAAUAGUUUAUAUAUUACCAUCCAAGGGCCAUAACUUCAAUAUCAAUAAAAUGCUGUCCCUUCUAUACACAGUCGGAACCCCAUUUUCUAAUCCAAUCAUAUACAGCCUGAGAAACAAUGAGAUUAAAAAUUCUUUUUGGAAGUAUAUGUCGAAGCGGUUAGAGAAGCGUUGGACCUUGCCUGGGGCCAAGAAGAAAUCUCAGACUUUCCCAUUUCAUGAAGAAGUGAGAGCACUCAUCAAGGAUGAGUGGGAGGUGGUCUCCAGAAGGUCCGCAACGCAAUCUAAAUUCCGGAGGCUCUACCCCUUCAAAGAGGAAGAUCUAAAGGAUCUUUGUACCAUACCAGCAGUGGAUGCUCCUAUAGUCAACCUGGCAAAGAAUAUAGUUCUUCCAAUAGACGAUCUCUCAUCCUUGAAGGACACAAUGGAUCAACGUAUAGAAGCAGAUCUCAAAAGAGCUUUUUUGUGUGCAGGAGAAGCAGCAAGGCCAGCAGUGGCAUGCAUAUCUGUAGCCAAAGGCAUGGAAGUGUGGUUGAAAGGCAUAGAGUUGGCUCUCAAGAAUGGAUAG
Molecule: messenger RNA, 1188 nt
Organism: Xenopus tropicalis (tropical clawed frog)
Lineage: Eukaryota; Metazoa; Chordata; Amphibia; Anura; Pipidae
Gene: or16b3
Product: olfactory receptor family 16 subfamily B member 3
Exons: 3
Biological process (GO): signal transduction; G protein-coupled receptor signaling pathway; detection of chemical stimulus involved in sensory perception of smell
Cellular component (GO): membrane; plasma membrane
Molecular function (GO): G protein-coupled receptor activity; olfactory receptor activity
Source: RefSeq, a predicted model, not a curated record